This is a messenger RNA of Tuber melanosporum (Perigord truffle), 1051 nucleotides long. RefSeq lists its product as uncharacterized. The transcript has a single exon. The coding region runs from base 632 to 1051 and encodes 139 amino acids. The record is from RefSeq and is a predicted model, not a curated record. NCBI's taxonomy places the organism in Eukaryota, Fungi, Ascomycota, Pezizomycetes, Pezizales, Tuberaceae.
GAGGGAUGCUGGAGCGGAACAUGGUGACUGGGACGGACAAUUGUGCAACCCGUCUUGUUCGAGGACGGGGCAUGGAAUGAGGCCACUACUCUAGUGUAGAGUUUCCCUUUUCUGGAAUCGCCUUAUAUUUUUACUUUUGGUUUAUUUUAUACCGGUAUUUACCCCCAUUACCGGUGCCCCACUUGGUAUCUUCUGCAUUUCGCCCUUGGUGGUUUCCUUUUCUUUUCUUUUUCUUUUCUUUUUCUUCUUCUCGUUUCCGCACGCUUUUUCAUUUCAUUUCUUCGACUGCGCUUGGGUUUUGUGUGUUGGAUUACUCGUAGAAUGCCUGGGUUGGUAAGGUUAUGUUAGCGGGAGGGGGGGCUGUACUAGCGACCGGUACCGGGGUGUGACCCGUAAGGGUGGGGAGAGAUAAUGUCACGACAAGGGGUGGAAGGGUAUGUACCGCACAGUACCAGAAAAGGGCAUGGCAGCGUUGGCGAUGUGCCGGUCUUUCCCAGCUUCUCGGGACAUCCAAGCCAGUAUGGUGGGAACUUGUGGUUCCAGCAUCUAGGAACGCGGGAACCAACUAUUGCCGGGGCACUGAGUGGAGACGGUGUUUAGUCCCAAGUAGUCAUUGCUCUGGCAUGGCUUUAUGUAUGGCUGUCACACUUUCACAUAUAAUUGCGCCUAUAUCCGGAACCACCGGGCUUUUUGUCACAGCAAAAAUAGUCGAAGCGGGGGGAGGGGGCUGGUUACAGUACCGGGAGAAGGAAAAGUAAACGAGGGAAAUGUAAAACAGCUGACCCGGGGGCCUGGAAUCGAAUUUCUUAUUUUCCCAUCCUCUCUUAAUGAUUGGCGUUCCCCGACAAAGGGUUUCCUUUGGAACCCUCCUGCCGGUGGGUUGAGCGAGCGAGGGUUGAAUUGGAUUGUUUAUGAUUGUGAUAGAACUAGGAUCUUGGUUAAGUCGAGAGAAAAGGAUGCGGCACUCGAGCAGAAAUGUUUAGCAUUACAGCAAGCCCCUUUCUUGAAAGGUCACUCGUCGGCUCUCCCAUUGUGCUGGGCCAGCGCCUGA